AAGCUUACUGCUGUCCCGUCCGUCUGGAAACGAAUCAAAAUCGCUCAUGUUGAUGAAGUGCUUCUCAACUGUGGAUUGUAAUGUGUGUGUGUGAAAGACGAGUUGGAAGAGCGCCGCAAGUGUCACGCGAUGUCAGCUGCGGACCAGUGAACGUGUCGCCGGCGUGACUGACUGUCUCGACUCGGACGAACUUACAGCGCUGGACGCUGCUUGGGAAGUACGGCUGUGUUUAGCGUCCUGUUGUGCAAAUACUGCCUAUUUUCCACUGUCGAUGGAUUUGCUGCUCGGACUCGGACUGGUGUGACAUAAUCAUGGGCUCCUGCGUUGGACGACAACCCGGGGACUCGGGCGAGCAGUCCGGAAUACGGGGGAGGACGCGCAGAAAGAGGGCAGGACGUAAUGAGCCACUGAAGAAGGACAAGCCCAAGUGGAAGAGUGAUUAUCCCAUGACUGAAGGCCAGCUGCGCAGCAAGCGGGAUGAGUUCUGGGACACGGCGCCAGCCUUUGAUGGUCGCAAGGAGAUCUGGGAUGCACUGAGGGCAGCAGCUCUGGCCCUUGAGGGAAAUGACCAUGAGUUGGCCCAGGCCAUUGUGGAUGGAGCUAGUAUCACCCUGCCACAUGGGUCCCUGGCUGAGUGCUAUGAUGAGCUUGGGAACCGCUACCAGCUGCCAGCAUACUGUCUAGCUCCUCCAGUCAACCUGAUCUCAGAGCGCAAUGAUGAGGAUGUGCCAGAGAAGCCUGAGCCCCUGGUUACAUCUAGGAAAGAAUUCCAGCUGAAGGUGCGCCUUUCCACAGGCAAGGACCUGCGGCUAACUGCCAGCAUGGCUGACCCCAUUCUCCAGCUGAAGAAGAAGCUGCAGGCCCAGGAGGACAUUGAUGUUGCCCAUCAGCGUUGGUUCUUCUCAGGCAAGCUGCUCACUGACAAGACCCGACUGCAGGACACCAAGAUUCAGAAGGACUUUUUUAUCCAGGUCAUCAUUUUCCAGCCCACCAUUUCUAACUGAGCCCCUGUGGGAUGUGAAACAAAGUUCUGGCUCACUGCGAUAGUUCUCUGAAGGUACGAGAAGGGGCGCGAGGACAUUAAUCCUGUUUUGUGCGCAAAUACAUUGUGGGAAAAUGUACAGCCUGAUACAGUACCCUACCUGUAGAUCAGGUGCAAUGGUACACGCUGUCAUGCUAGGCAGUUUCGACCCUUCCCCACAUACCCUUAUCAGAUGAUGAUAUGCUAAUACACCCCUACCUGUAGUGUCUCCUGGCCUACAAAGCCAGAUGUGGAAAGCAGUUUGCAAAGAAGCAACCAAAAUGUGGGGUUUGAAUAUUUAAUAGCAAGAAGGCACAGGGAGAUGCAGCAUGGGCUUUCUGUCUAGAUGGGCCAGACUCACAGGACAUGAUGUGCUAAAA
Molecule: messenger RNA, 1401 nt
Organism: Scleropages formosus (Asian bonytongue)
Lineage: Eukaryota; Metazoa; Chordata; Actinopteri; Osteoglossiformes; Osteoglossidae
Gene: ubtd1a
Product: ubiquitin domain containing 1a
Exons: 3
Coding region: 312-1004 (230 amino acids)
Molecular function (GO): protein binding
Source: RefSeq, a predicted model, not a curated record